GUAACCCUGAGAGUAAUGUUGUAAAUGAUAAGAAGCGGGGGGAGGAUUGUUUUUCCACAAAAUAGGAGCUUGGAGAAAGAGGAAAACAGAUGAACACUGUGUGUGUCAGCAUUGCUUUGAACUCCUAAAAGUGAGAGAAAUAAUUGAAGUAAUUGGGUGCUAAGGUGUGGAAACAGAACAGAAGAAACUUUUACUGUCUGUCUUUGUUUCUUUGUCUCUGAAACUAGUGCUGCACUUGUUUGGCUGCUUUUUAGACGCUGAACGUUAACUCCAUUGCACUACAAGCACCAGCUAGAUGAUUUAUAAUGAAAUGAAAAUGAAAUUAAAGCACAUUUAGACUUGGAAUAAGAUAAUCCUCUAUUGUUUACUGUGUCUCUGUUGUUCACACACUUUGUCUCCACUCGGUGAUGAAGACAAAGAGCUAAACAAGAAGAACAGUUGUGUGGGCUUUCAGUCUUUUCCACAAUGUUUUCAUAGCACCCCGCUGAGCUUGAUGCAAGUCAAUGUAAAAAUUGCAGCUGUUUUGCCCGUUGUCCUCCUCUCUCUUUCUCUCCCCCCUUUCUCCCUUUCAAAGAAUUUUCAUUUGAAUGAAAACCCUGCCUCAGUGUUUUGUUGUGCUCAGAGGGGGGAGGGGUCCAAUUGGUCAGAAUCACUUUCGAGGUGGACCAAUGCGAGCGCGCCUCCCGCCUUCCUCCCCGCCCCCGGUGCCCCACUGAGGCUCCCGGCCUGCCAUGUGAUUAGCCGGCUGGGAGGAGCCAGACGAGGACUGUGGGGCUCUCCAGCUGAGUUGCCGGCCGGCUUUUUGUGUCAGAACCCAGCUGGACAGGCGGAAAGGCUUGACAGACAAGUUGGACAGAGGUCGCAAAGGGGAUCAUAAAGGCCGUUGUGUUGCUGGGGAUCGUUGCCGGCCGGAUCUUCCAGACCUGCAAUUUGGAUAAAGAGCUUCCAUCGGCUGCACUGUGGCUGACCGCUGACCCCGAUCUGCAGCCUAGCCCCCUUCUGGGUCACCACUGAGCUAAUAGAGGUGUUCUGGCUGGGCCUGAUGUGGAAUUUGACCCCGACUGACCCUGUCCCACAAGUAGCCUUUCUCUGAGCCCGGACUGGGGAAAAGGGACGGAUAAAAGAGCAAGAGGGGUGACAGAGAAGAAAGGAGGAAGAAAAGGAGAGAAGUGAGAGCAGCAGCACAGCGACCGCUCUUCCAGUAUGCCGGUGGAGACCCUGCGGCCAUCAGACGGCCGUUUGGCCGGGGUUCCUUUCACCUCUGCCAUGCCCUUCAGGAUACUUAACAAGGGUCCAGACUACUUCCGUCGCCAGGCUGAGCCCGGGGCCCGUAAGCUGAGCGCUGUAGAACGUCUGGAAGCAGACAAGGCCAAGUAUGUAAAGAGCCAGCAGGUGGCUCUAAACCGCCAGGCCCCCAUCAAACCACCAAUCAUUCGCAAGCCCCUUGUUCCUCCGGGGAUGAUGCCCCAGUGCCAGAUCAGCACUCCUCCGGCCCGCAAAGUUCCCCGCUGCCCAGCAGAUGUGGAGAAUGGAGGUGGGAGAGAGGGACCUGUAAGGAGAAGAGGACCCGCUCUUAACUUGGAUAUUCUGAAUAAUCUUAUCAAUGAUGUAUGUGAUGGACCAAUGCCAUGUUCCCAGUCCUCUUCCUCCACCUCCCCCUCUUCAUCAUCGCCUUCAUCAGGAGCUAAGAGCAUCGGCAGUAGCCUGUCAGCAGAGCAGGAGAGGAGCAACCGACUCCUUAACAACCUCAAACCAUUAAAUCACAGCACCAUAAACUCCUCUUCCACAUCCUCUUGCACUUCCUCUCCACUCAACAACAACCUCCGGACCCCUGCAGCAGAACCCGCCCCGCCGGCCGCCCCUAUACCAGCACGAGCACCCCGCAUUGGGGUUCCAGCACCCUAUAGCUCCCCUAACUCUGUGACGGUGCGCAGGGUGGACGUUCGGCCUCAGGCUGAGAUACGGAAGCCUCAGAGGGCCCAGCUGCAGCCCCAGCUCAGGCCCAGACAGACUGCCCAGGGCCAAGUCGCACACCCCCAGGUCCCACCUCCUCAGAACCAAAACCAACCCCCUCCUCCGCUCUCAAACCCCUCCCAAACCCUGCCCCCACCUCCAGCCUAUCCACCACCCAGUCCCAUGCUGAUCCGAGCGGGAAUCAUCCCUCCAGCCUCCCCCGCUUUCACCCGUAUAUCAAACGCCAGUUCCAAGGGGUCCGCCCGCAAGCACCCAUCCUUGCACCGUUCCAAGUCGGACCUGAGUGACCGUUACUCCCGGGCCACAGCCGACAUGGAGCGAUUCUUCAACUACUGCGGGCUGGACCCGGAGGAGGUGGAAGGCAUGGGUGGGGUGGAGUGUUUCACAAGAGCCAACUCGGACAUCGUGUCCGUCUCCAAGCUUCGCAGCGUCAGUACGCCCAGCUCGGAGGCUGACCGGCUGAGGGAAGAUGAAGUAGAUGAGGAUAAUGAGGACGGGCCAGCUAGAGCCAAUGAACGGGUCCCCUAUGGGAUCUCCGUCAUCGAGAGGAACGCUCGAGUCAUCAAGUGGCUAUAUGGCAUCCGUCAGGCGCGAGAUACUAAUAACGCUGUCUCUAACGUAUAGACUAACGAGGACUUGAAAGGACUUGAAAGGAAAAAACAGGGAAGCAGUACUUUUUGUAUAUGUAUACAUACGUCUGGAGAAGGGAAGCCUGUUCAUCUUCUGCUGCCUUACAUCACGUUUAAGGAUUAUCCAGUAGUUGUUUUUUUACUGUUUCCUGUGAAGACUGACUGUUUUGGAAAUUGCACAUUAGUGAUUUUUAUCCGGGCUGCAAGUCAGGACUGCUUCCUUGCAAGACUAAAGAGACGAUACAUUUCCCCUUUCCUUCACUUGUUGUGUACAAGAAUAUAGGUAUACAAAAGCAAUAAUAGACUGGUAUAAAUGAUGACGGUGAGGAUGAAGGCAGAGGAUGUUUGCGAUUUGUGGUUCCUCAUGUAAAGGUACAUUGUGUGUGCUGUGUGUGUGUCUGUGUGUGUGUCUGUUUGUGUGUGUGUGUGUGUGUGUGUGUGUGUGUGUGUGUGUGUGUGUGUGUGUGUGUGUGUGUGUGUGUGUGUGUGUGUGUGUGUGUGUGUGUGUGUGUGUGUGUGUGUGUGUGUGUCUGUCUGUGUCUCUGUGUGUGUGUGUGUCAGAGAUCUCUGCGGCACAAAGCCAGAGUGGAACUUGGCUACAAACUGCUGGAGACUCUGAUGCUACACAGUACAGUGACUGUUGAGUAAGCCAGGAAGAGAACCACGUUGAUACUGUGAAACUUUCACAAAAAAAGCUUCCAUAAACACAUUUGUAUUUUCAAAAAAACUGGCUGUGUAAGACUGUUAUUAUUAUUAUUAUUAUUAUUAUUAUUAUUAUACAAAUUUCUGUCAGCAUGCGAGUGAAACGUUUGUGUACAUUUAUUUUAGGGGUUUGUCAUCUCAAGCACACACGUUAACGCUCACAAAGAUAAUCACUUCAUGGCACAGACACAGUACAUUCAGGUCAAUUACAGUGAAUAUGGUAGCAGCUGCAGCGAGUGCUGUCUGUAUAUCGGACUGUAACAUUAUCUAGUUGUGUGUUUGCAUCUGAAACAUGGUCUCAUGUCUUGGAUUACGCUGCACUGGUGCAGAGAAUAAAUCUGUUUACUAUGUAUGUCUUGGCACGGAUGAGAGAGCAAGUCAUUUGAUAAGGGAUGAUCUCAUAAGUGGAUGGUUGAAGUAAGUGUAGCAUGAAAAAGUUAUUUUGCCUCCAGAGAGAAAAUCAAAGGAUGGGCAAAAGGACGACAGAAAAGAGUAUACUCAUGGAUAGAAAAAAGAUAUCUGUGGUGUAUCACUAUGUGUGUGGUUCUGAAAGUGUCUCAGGAAGAUGUACUCGGCAUACUAACGAAAAUGGACCAAUAUUUAUUUGGAAAAUGUAACUUAAUGUAUUUUUUAAUACUUUUGUGUACAGAAUUCAAUCUUUGCUCUUAAGUGCAAUCUGAUCAUAUCUACUACAAUUACAGUAAAUGUAGGAUCACAUUUAAACACACAUGCAAACACAGGCACCAGUCACAUGCUAUGUGUGAAUGUUAUAAACAGGGGACUGAUACAUGUGCCCUGCUGCUCUGUGAGCUGGAGCACUAAAAGGUAGCGAUACUGUUGUGUAUUUAUUUGACUUCCUGUUUGUGGCAGUGGGAGCAAGAGAAGGACGUGUGUCUCCCCUGUACGAGUUCUCCACCCUCUGCAUCUACUUCCUUUUUAACUUUUCAGGGUAUUCAGUUAUGAGCACCAGCCAGGUUUUCCCUCUUCGUACCUGUGCCUGUCACAGGUAGACGAAGAGCAGCGUACAGAGGGAGAUCAGAUCAAAGGGCUGGAGAACAUGACGGCAGCGAUGGUGAACAGAAGUGUGCUGUUGAAUCCGGCACUGGAUGCCCAAAGAGUCUUCAAGUGAGAGAUCCAAAAUGCUUUACCAUGGUGUAUUCUAAACGAUUAAUAAAACAUUGUUAAACUAC
Dicentrarchus labrax (European seabass) is the source of this 4495-nucleotide messenger RNA. RefSeq names its product protein FAM110B. The coding region runs from base 1204 to 2598 and encodes 464 amino acids. The transcript has 3 exons. NCBI's taxonomy places the organism in Eukaryota, Metazoa, Chordata, Actinopteri, Moronidae. The record is from RefSeq and is a predicted model, not a curated record.